AUGAUCAUUCCUUUAUUAAGCCCAGUUGGUGAUUCUGUACCAGGUCCCGUUGGUGAAUCUGUACCAGGUCCCGUUGGUGAAUCUGUACCAGGCCCAGUUGGUGAUUCUGCACCAGGCCCAGUUGGUGAUUCUGUACCAGGCCCAGUUGGUGAAUCUGUACCAGGUCCCGUGGGUGAAUCUCUACCAGGUCCCGUUGGUGAUUCUGUACCAGGCCCAGUUGGUGAUUAUGUACCAGGUACCGUUGGUGAUUAUGUACCAGGCCCAAUUGACGAUCAAACAGUUCAGGAAAUAUCUGCCGCUCCAGCACCUUUAUCUGUCGGCGCCCAUGCAUCAGACCAAACCAGCGACCAUCUGCCCUCUGCUAAACUUGUAAAAGUUGAUGUUGUAGACGAGUGUCUUAUAUCCCGACACUGCGUGGUGUCUUAUGAUAACAUUCCCUUUCCUGGUAAGAUAGUCGAUGUGGAUGAUGAUGAGGAAGUAGAGGUGAGUGUGAUGCACAAGAUUGGAAGGAACCGGUAUUUCUGGCCCGCAAGGGAAGACCGACUAUGGUACCCCAAAGAGAUGAUCGUUACUCUGUUGCCUGAUGCUCCGGGACAGGUCACGAAACGGCAUUCCGAAAUAGACCCACACAUUUGGGCUCUCAUUGAAAUAGAUAUGGAUCUGGUCUGA
Messenger RNA from Pecten maximus, 669 nucleotides. RefSeq names its product small proline-rich protein 3-like. Bases 1 to 669 code for a protein of 222 amino acids. The record is from RefSeq and is a predicted model, not a curated record. The transcript has 3 exons. NCBI's taxonomy places the organism in Eukaryota, Metazoa, Mollusca, Bivalvia, Pectinida, Pectinidae.